Molecule: messenger RNA, 893 nt
Organism: Austrofundulus limnaeus
Lineage: Eukaryota; Metazoa; Chordata; Actinopteri; Cyprinodontiformes; Rivulidae
Product: beta-arrestin-1
Biological process (GO): signal transduction; G protein-coupled receptor internalization; negative regulation of Notch signaling pathway
Cellular component (GO): cytoplasm
Molecular function (GO): G protein-coupled receptor binding
Source: RefSeq, a predicted model, not a curated record
GGUCUUUAAGAAAGCCAGUCCAAAUGGGAAGCUCACCGUUUAUCUUGGGAAGAGAGACUUUGUGGACCAUGUGGACCUGGUAGAGCCCGUCGAUGGUGUUGUUCUGAUUGAUCCAGAGUACCUGAAAGAGAGGAAAGUUUUUGUGACUCUGACUUGUGCGUUUCGCUACGGUCGAGAGGAUCUAGAUGUUCUKGGUCUGACAUUUCGUAAGGACCUGUUUGUGGCAAACAUCCAGGCAUUUCCUCCACUGCCUGAAGAGAAGAAGAGCCUGACUCGUCUUCAGGAACGCCUCAUUAAAAAACUGGGAGAACAUGCAUACCCGUUCACCUUUGAGAUACCUCUGAACCUGCCGUGCUCUGUCACCCUGCAGCCUGGACCGGAGGAUACYGGGAAGGCCUGUGGGGUCGACUUUGAGGUGAAAGCUUUCUGCGCAGAAAAUCUGGAAGAAAAGAUCCACAAAAGGAAUUCAGUGCGUCUGGUGAUCAGGAAGGUACAGUACGCUCCGGAGAAACCUGGUCCUCAGCCCACAGCCGAGACCACCAGACAGUUCCUGAUGUCAGACAAACCUCUGCACCUGGAGGCCUCYCUGGACAAGGAGGUCAGACCUGAGAUCCCAAAACACACCUGAACAUCAGAGCAUCUGCAGCUGCUGAAGGACAUCAAGUCUCUGUUUCCUAAAAUCAUAUAAAUUAAAAAAACUCAACUGGAUGCGCUUUAAUUCUUUAAAUGAUCUCUAAUUUAUUUUAAAUGUAUUCAUGUCCCAAACUGACAGAACUAAAAAUAACAACAAAACAUCCGAUUAUUUUUAUGACCCUGAACAUCAGGAGCGUUAGAGACGGACUGAAACUUGAGUCUGACUUCAGUCUGCAGCAGAUCUGAUGUUUUCUGUUUCA